Zasmidium cellare ATCC 36951 is the source of this 1761-nucleotide messenger RNA. RefSeq lists its product as uncharacterized. Lineage: Eukaryota; Fungi; Ascomycota; Dothideomycetes; Mycosphaerellales; Mycosphaerellaceae. Gene Ontology annotation, molecular function: CoA-ligase activity. The coding region runs from base 1 to 1761 and encodes 586 amino acids. The record is from RefSeq and is a predicted model, not a curated record. The transcript has a single exon.
AUGCAACCCGAAGAACAACUGGCGGAUGUGGACGGAGGCGCUCUGAAUCAAGAAAGAAGUUCUAUCUUUUCUCAUAUCGAAGAAGGAUUGAAGAAGAACCCUCGUGGCCUUGCCACGGUUGUUAUGCACCAACGCGCAGACCAUCUCUCAGAACUCACUGCUGGGGAGAAAGAUGACAGUCCGAACGCACAAUCGGCCAUCGCUUCGUCCAAUUGCUUACAAUGGACAUACCUACAACUCCAUCAAGCGGCGCUGAAGUUCGCCACUGGUUUGAUGGCCCAUGGAAUCCAACCAGGCAUGCGAAUAGCUACUCUGAUCCCCAAUCGGGUCGAAUACCCCCUCACGCUGUGGAUGUACACCCUUCUCCGCCUGACACUCAUCUCCCUGGAUCCCGGCGCCGUCACUCCACCUCGAAGGGAAGAGCUCACAAAGCUGAUGGAAGCCACAAAUCCAGACGUCGUCAUGGUGCUCGAUGAGAAGGGAGCUGAAGCCAUCGAUCAAGUCUUCUCUGCUCGUGCAGGACCCAAACUCAAGAUCCUACUCGACGGCGCCGCCGAUGGCUGGACAUCCAUACCAGCAAUCGCAGCCGCUGGCUCCAAAAGCUCCAUGAGCCCAGAAACCAUCGUUCAACAAGCCCGCGCGGCAGACGACCCCGACCGCAUAUCACUCAUCCUCUUCACCUCUGGUACGUCCACAGGCACCCCUAAAGGCUGCGCCCGACACGUCGCCGCCGUCAACAACAUCUUCUACAACAUCUACCAGUGGGGCCGGGGCUUCACCACAAGCACCCGCGUCCUCACAUCCAGCCCAAACUUCCGCAUCAUCUCGCCGGCCAUCCACACGGGGAUAUGGUUCAAAGGCGCGACGGCCAUCAUGCCAGAUCCGAGUCUGGGUGCGGAGGGGGCGAUCGCGGCGAUUCGGGAGUGGAGGGUGAAUUACAUCCUUUUCAUUCCCGCGAUAACGUACGGCGUUGUGGGCGAUGCGGAGUUUCAAGGCCUGGACGUCUCGAGCGUGACGGAUAUCACUUUAGGAGGCGACAUGAUCACCCGCGACAUCCACGCGCGGACGAGGAAGGCCUUCCCGCACGCCGUCGUCUCCACCUCGCACGGCAUGACCGAAGGCGGAGGCCUGUUCAGAUGGCCCUUCUUCGCCACCCCUUUCGACGAAAUCCCCUUCUACGCCGACAUCUCCCCCCUAGGCCUCGCAACCCCCGGCUCCAAACUCCGCAUCCUCGACCCCGAAACCCACACCCUCCUGAAAAGAAACGUCCCGGGCGAAUUAUGCGUUUCCUCCAAGAGCGUCAUCAACCACUACCUCAACGACACCAACCAGGACGCCUUCCUGCACCAAGACGGAAUACAGUGGUUCCUGACGGGAGAUCUCGCGAUGAUCGACGCCGAGGGGAUCAUCUACAUCCUCGGCCGGAUUAAAGAUGUGAUCAAACGCAGCGGUGUGCCCAUCACGCCCGCCGCGCUGGAGAGUUGCAUUGAGAAAUUCACGGGGAGCCAGACGAGCGUAGUGGCGUGGCCGCAUGCGGUGUUGGGGCAGGAGCCGUUGGUGGUUGUGAAGGGGUUGGGAGGGAAGACGGAGGAGGAGGUCAAGCGGCGGGUGGAGGAGAUGUUUGGGAGGGAUUAUGCUGUGGGGAGCGUGGUGACGCUCGAGCAGCUGGGGCGGAGAGAGUUUCCUCUGAAUGCUACGGGGAAGAUUAUUAAGAGGGAGGUGGUGGAGUUGGUGGAGGGGUACUAUGGUCAACGUUCGUAG